AUCAAAGAUUAGGGUGAUAGAGCAAUAAAGCAAAAACUUCACUAGUAUAUUAUUCUAUUUGUCGUCCAGUCCUAACGAUUUAUUUUCCAAUCUUCAGCCAGCAGUUUAACUCAUAGUUACUACUUACUAGUACUACAAAACCUUUCGAAAAGAAAAAGGAUCUAAAAAAGCCUCCCUACUCUCCAUCCGCUCUUCUUCUCCUUGUAUAACAAUGGCUGCUUCAUCUGCUGCAAAACAAGCAUUAGGAGCUUUAGACAAGGAAUCAUUCGUGACCCUUUUGGGGAAACUAAUAGGAGAAUCUAAAUUCGUUCAGAACAAUCCACCAGAGCUGAUCCCAGAAGAAGACAGGAUUGUGCGGCACGUGCUCGACACUCUCCUCCCCUACAGCACCACUACCGGUGGAGGCCCGCUUGUUAUCAACCAUGUCACCUACAAGCCCAAUAGAGGAAACCUGAUUGUAGAGUAUCCCGGAACUGAGCCCAAUAAAAUUCUUUCCUUUGUUGGAAUGCAUAUGGAUGUUGUUACUGCCAACCCUUCUGACUGGGAUUUUGAUCCUUUUUCGCUGAGCAUUGAUGGGGAUAAACUACGGGGACGUGGAACUACUGAUUGCCUUGGGCAUGUCGCUCUUGUAGCUGAACUUAUGAAGAAACUGGGAGAGACAAAGCCACAGCUGAAGUCCUCUGUUGUUGCUGUUUUUAUAGCCAGUGAAGAGAAUUCAUCUAUUCCUGGGGUUGGUGUGGAUGCAUUGGUUAAGGAUGGAUUGCUCGAUAAGUUGAAACAAGGGCCUUUAUUUUGGAUAGAUACAGCGGAUAAACAGCCUUGCAUUGGGACAGGUGGCAUGAUACCGUGGAAACUCCAUGUUACCGGAAAGCUUUUCCACAGUGGUUUGCCCCAUAAGGCUAUUAAUCCCUUUGAGCUAGCAAUGGAAGCACUCAAAGAGAUCCAAUUACGGUUCUAUAAAGAUUUCCCUCCUCAUCCUAAGGAACAAGUUUAUGGAUUUGCAACACCAUCAACAAUGAAACCAACUCAAUGGUCUUAUCCAGGUGGUGGAAUUAACCAAAUUCCAGCUGAAUGUACAGUUUCAGGCGAUGUUAGGUUGACUCCAUUUUACAGUGUAUCAGAUGUGCUGAAGAAGUUACAGGAGUAUGUCGAAGACAUAAAUGAAAAUAUUGAGAAGCUUGAUACUAGGGGCCCUGUUUCAAAAUAUGUGCUACCAGAUGAAAACCUAAGGGGAAGAAUCACAAUAAGUUUCGACUCGGCAAAUUCUGGAGUUGCUUGCAAUCUUGAAUCCCCUGGUUUCCAUGUCCUAUGUAAAGCGACUGAAGAGGCAGUGGGGCAUGUAAAGCCCUAUUCUAUUACUGGUAGUUUGCCACUUAUUAGAGAAUUGCAGGAUGAGGGCUUUGAUGUCCAAACUGCAGGCUAUGGCUUGAUGGCUACAUACCAUGCCAAGAAUGAGUACUGCCUUCUAACUGACUUGUGCCAGGGCUACCAAGUUUUUGCCAGUAUCAUUUCACAAUUGGAAGAUUGAUUAUUGAUCACAGGCUUCUUGAAGGCAAUAAAUCUUGCCCACCGUAUAUAUGCUGUGAAGAUUAUGGCCUUCAAUCUUCAACCUCUGCUGAGCUUACACAGUUUAUGGUCAGCAUUAAUAAUGUCUUGUUUUGGUGCGGAUUUCGGCAUACAGCAACGGCCACUGAAAAAUUAACAAGUAUGCUGAGAAGGGAACGGAUCAAUUGAGAUGCCUUUUUUUUUUUAAUUGAACCACAGCUUCUAGGAACUGAGUGCAUCUAAUUUACUGUUAUACAUUUUGGUUGUUCUUUUGAUGAAAAAGCAUACUCCUAAACAGUGGUGUAUAAGUUCUAAGACAAAAAAAAAAAAAUUUCCUGCUGAUGUUGGAAAGAAAAUUUGUGCCAAGGUACUGCCAAUACAUCCUGUAUAUGGUAGAUUUUCUACGGUAUAAGCUACCAUUUACAACUGGAA
This is a messenger RNA of Coffea eugenioides, 1977 nucleotides long. Its product is annotated as acetylornithine deacetylase. The record is from RefSeq and is a predicted model, not a curated record. NCBI's taxonomy places the organism in Eukaryota, Viridiplantae, Streptophyta, Magnoliopsida, Gentianales, Rubiaceae. Gene Ontology annotation, molecular function: hydrolase activity. The coding region runs from base 212 to 1528 and encodes 438 amino acids. The transcript has 10 exons.